Messenger RNA from Contarinia nasturtii (swede midge), 1074 nucleotides. RefSeq names its product endothelial zinc finger protein induced by tumor necrosis factor alpha-like. The transcript is spliced from 3 exons. Bases 1 to 1074 code for a protein of 357 amino acids. Gene Ontology annotation, biological process: regulation of transcription by RNA polymerase II. Lineage: Eukaryota; Metazoa; Arthropoda; Insecta; Diptera; Cecidomyiidae. The record is from RefSeq and is a predicted model, not a curated record. Gene Ontology annotation, molecular function: RNA polymerase II cis-regulatory region sequence-specific DNA binding; DNA-binding transcription factor activity.
AUGAAUACGUUGAUCAAAAAAUUCAAGCAAGAGCCGGACGAAUUUGAAAUUAUAUACAGAUAUCCAGAGAAAGAAAACAUAGAUGGACCCUUCGUCCAGUCCGUCAAUAUUGAUGACUACAUUCGAUCAAUUCGUGGCGAAGACUAUAUUGAACCGAAAAUUGAAUCUGAUGUCAAACCGAAACUAGAACCAGGUAUAAAUUUAAAUGAAGAAAGCAUCGAAUCGGUGCCAACAAAAUCAACACAGUCACCCAUUAAGGAGAAAGUUCACACUAGAUAUGAGUGCUACAAAUGUCAUUUGAGCGUAUCGAGUCUUGAAAAUCUGAAAAUACAUCGAUGCUUCAUUGAACUUCAGUGUGAUGUUUGUGCGAAGAAAUUUACCGAUAAACAAAAGUUAUACAGUCAUAAAAAAUGGCACACUCGCAGUGCAAUCAAACAACGUCACGAAUGUAAUUUAUGUAAAAAAACGUUUACAGCUAUAAGUAGUUUGAAUAGUCAUAUUGCUAAUGUUCAUGACGGACAGCGACCAUUUGAGUGUAAAAUAUGUAAAAAGAGAUGUGCCAAAAAGGUAGAUUUGAAAAAGCACGAAUUAUCGCACACUGGAGAAAAACCACAUCAGCAUCAGAAGACUCAUAGCUCUCAACGAUUAUACGAAUGUGCAGAAUGUGGACAGAAAUUUAAAACAUCAGGAGCAUUGAGACGUCAUGUAAAAUGCCACAGUGGAGAAAAAUUAUUCAAAUGUGAUUUAUGCUCUUCUAAAUUUUUAAGGAGCGAUAGUUUGAAAGAUCAUAGAAAACGCCAUACUGCUGAUCGACAAUUCGGAUGUGAUCUUUGCUCGAAGAGGUUUUUUGAUAACAAAGGCUUACAACGACAUAAGCUCAGUCACACAAAGGAAAAACCAUAUAAAUGUCAAUUUUGCAAGAAGAAAUUCUCCGCACAAUUUUGCUGCAUUCUUCAUACUCGCGGCAAGCAUUUCGAUUUACUUCGACAACAAGACAAAUUGAGUGGAACAUUGAAUGUGCUAUUUCAAGUUUUGGUGGAACGAAAAUCAGAUAUCAAUUCUCGUGGAAAAUAG